UGUGAUAUUGGAGGUUGAGCUCCAGUUCUGCUCUCCGGCCCUUUAAGAAGCAGUUCCUCCGACUGGUUCCAGGGGGCGGAAGAUCUUUGUGUUGCUGUUCUUCUCUGUAGUUUGCGGCAGCGCAUUAGGGGCUUUGGCAGUGCUGGAUCGCCCGGGUUGCGGGACGCAACGUCCUGCUCCGACAUGGAACGGGGCUCAUGGAGGCUUAUUGGGAAAAAUCGUGUGUGUGUUGUUAGGACUCAUAUUUGCUGAUUUGCAGAGGGUCGGCUGUGGAGGUAUGGCUUGAUCGUUUGAGAACACUUUCGCGCACGUAUAUAGCCCUUCUGGUCGCUUUAAAUCAGCGAUUUUAAAAGGCGGGAGCUGCGUUCCGAAACAAUGUAACAUUCGCAUUAUGAUGUAAUGUUACAAUCGCAGCGCGACGUCAUGCAACAAUUGAACAAAUUCGCUUAUGCUUUUGAACCAUGGAAGCUCAUUAAACGAGUCGAAUAGGGGCAUUUUUUGCUCGUUUUGUCGUUUAUUUAAUGCUUAAAACUAACCAAAUCGAGCGAGAUUAAUAAACGAACCCUUCUGUCUGCUGGAAGUGGCCAUGAACGCAUUUGUAAAUAUUCCUAAACAUCUCACGACAUCAAUUCGAUUCCCUAAGAGUCCCGCAUUGAAAUGUGGACUCUAGAAGUGACCCAUUAAUGGCAUGCACGAGGCCAGUGCUGCUGCCGUGUUCAGAAAAGCCGUCCAUACAUCAUUCAUUUGAAGGAGUCGAGGAAAUAUGGCAGAGGAGAUAGAUAAGCCCUUGGAUGUGGACGUUGACAUAGACCCUGAUUUCGAGCCCCAAAAAAGGCCCAGGUCCUGCACCUGGCCUCUGCCCAGACCGGAGUCCAGUGCCGGGAAAGCAGAACCAGCAGAGGUGGGAAUCAUUCCUGAGGAAGAGGUGGAUGAAAAUGGCACUGAUGAUGCUUGUGCAUCUAGUGGCAUUACAGGCGCAUCAAAGUUUGUCAGUGUGAUAGAAGGAAACCAGGCUGUUGCUGCUGCUCCUGCCAUAGAAACCAAUGCUGCUGUCAGUGACAAAGACACCUACGGCUCUCCUGUAUCUUCCCAACAUGCUCUGCUCGCAUGCAACGACUCCAGCAUCAACGGUCUGACUCCUCAGCAGCCCAGAAAAUCCUCUGCCCGCAGGAACGCCUGGGGAAACUAUUCCUAUGCGGACCUCAUCACUCAAGCCAUCGAGAGCUCAGCCGAGAAACGGCUGACAUUGGCCCAGAUUUAUGAUUGGAUGGUCCGAAAUGUGCCAUACUUCAAGGACAAAGGUGACAGCAACAGCUCUGCAGGAUGGAAGAACUCAAUACGACAUAACCUGUCACUCCACAGUCGCUUUGUCCGGGUCCAGAAUGAAGGAACAGGAAAGAGUUCGUGGUGGAUGGUCAACCCUGAUGGCGGAAAAGGGGGAAAAGCUCCACGGAGACGUGCUGUUUCCAUGGACAACAGUAAUAAGCUCAUCAAGAGCGCCCGUGGCCGUGCCGCAAAGAAAAAGGCCGCUCUUCAGGCCACUCAGGACGGAAGCUCUGAGAGUUCCUCCAGCCUGUCCAAAUGGACUGGCAGCCCGACCUCCCGCAGUAGCGACGAACUCGACGCUUGGACGGAUUUCCGUUCCCGCACUAAUUCUAAUGCAAGCACCCUAAGCGGACGCCUUUCCCCAAUUCUGGCCAACCUCGAGGUGGAUGAAGUUCCCGAUGACGACUCCCCCCUGUCGCCCAUGCUGUACUCGAGCCCUAGUAGUAUGUCUCCGUCCACUGGACUAAUAGAACUACCCCGUCUAGCUGAUCUUGCAGGAACCAUGAACCUCAACGACGGCCUCUCCGACAACCUAAUGGAUGACCUUCUAGAUAACAUCAGCCUGACAGCUUCCCAGUCUCCGGGUCAAGACGAGAGUGGGGCCAACCUACAGGGAAGCCCUGUGUUUACCUUCAGCUGCUCUGGGAGCAGUCUGGCAAUUCCCUCUGGCAGCUAUGGCACCAACUCCAUGUUUAGCCCUCCAUCCGUCACUGGCCUGAGGCAGUCUCCAAUGCAAACGAUCCAGGAAAACAAGCAGGCAACGUUCUCCUGCAGUUCCCUCUUUAGUGAUCAGAGUCUGCAGGAUUUGCUCAGCUCAGAGUCCAACAGUCACAGCGAUGUCCUUCUUACCCAAUCCGAUCCGCUUAUGUCACAAGCCAGUGCCUCCCUUUCCUCCCAGAAUGCCCGUCGUAGUGCCCUGUUGCUACGUAAUGACCCUAUGAUGUCCAAUCAGGCUGGGCCUGUAGGACAACUGGGGCUCAAGAAGGUGUCGCCAUCUGGAUGGCGGAUGAACUGUGUCUUGAGCAGCGAGUCAGACUACCAAAGCUUGAUGAAGCAACAUCUCCAACAGUCUCCCUUCAGAAGCACAUCUAUGCAGCUCAACUCCUCCGAUUCAUUGUUGGCAGGUCUCAACGGCAGCGUGACCUCCGUUCAGUCGGUGUCUCAGGACCAAUUCCCAUCUGACUUGGAUCUCGAGGCAUUAAGUGGCAGUUUCGAUUGUGACAUGGAUGCCAUCACCCGCAAUGACCUGAUGGAUGCUGAGGGCCUGGAGUUUAGCUUCGAUUCGCAUCUCAUCUCCACUCAGAAUGCUAACCUGACAUCAGGGAGCUUCUCCAGUACCAAACAAACCUCCUCCCAAAGCUGGGUACCAGGUUGAUCCAGCCAGGCCCAGGAAUGUAGGGAUGGUGCAGAACACUGCAUUUGAGCCAACUGUCCACUGUAAAGUAACUGUACAUUAUGCUGUAGAAAAGCUAUUUGACAUCUGUUGGAAUGAGUUUGUCAACGUCAAUGAUUUACCCAGCCGGUGUUGUAGUUUUGUGGCUGUAUGUUUUGUAUUGUCAUGAUUGAGGCUGGUUUGAUGGACGUUGUGAAGAGUUUCAACAAAUUUAACCUUGAAGUGCUUGCAGGUUAAUCUAAACACCAAUGACAAGAUAUUGAACUCGGCUGCUGGAAUACGGUAAGUGGAGUACCGUAGAGAGAAAGUUGUUUAUAUAUAAAGGCUUGGCCAACAGUACUUCCCUUAGUCCAUCUAGAAUACAAAAUCUGAAAGCAUUUGGGAAUGUGAAAAGAGUCGGGUCAGUUUGAAAACCAAUCAAAUAACUUGAAUACUCAUUAGUAAACUGGUCCCUACGACAAGUGGAGCAACGUGGAGAGACGGUUGUCUAUAUGUAGGCUUGGGCAGCUGUACUUCCCUUAGUCCACCCAGAAUACAAAAUCCCCAAAACCCACUAUUGCGUACAAGGGUGCCUACACACUAGAGAAAGCUCUUUCAAAAUCAUUUGGGAGUGUGGAAAGAGUCAGUUUGAAGACCAAGUGAGAAUCUUGAGUUCUCGUUGGUUAACGGGUACCUACGACAAGUGGAGGAUCGUAGAGAGAAGCUUGUCUAUAUAUGAAGGCUUGGACAACUGAACUUCCCUUAGUUAAUCUAGAAUACAAAAUUUCCAAAACUCACCACUACGUACAAGGGUGCCUACAAACUAGAGAAGGCUCCCAUGAAAGCAAUUGGGAAUGUGGAAAGAGUCGUUCAGUCAGAAAACCAACUGAGAAUCUUGAAUUCUCACUGAUCAACUGGUACCUACAACAAGUGGAGGGUCAUAGAGGGAAGGUUGUCAGUAUAUGAAGUCUUGGGCAACUGAACCUCCCUUAGUCCAUCUAGAAAACCCACCACUACGUAUGAAGGUGCCAACACAGUAAGAAUCACUUAUGAAAGCAUUUGGGAGUGUGGAAAAAUUUUGGGUCAGUUUGAAAACCAAGUAAGAAUUGUGAAUUAGUCAACUGGUACCUACGGCAGUUUGCACUGCAGAGAAAUGUAAAAUAUUCUCAUUUUUUGGUAGUGUCACCCUUGAAUUUUCGUCUAUGUUGUUGUGAUACUUUAUCCCCAUUGAAAUCAAGUCAAGUGUAGUCUAUAGGUGCCCUUAGUUUGUUGUAGUUUCUUGUAACCGUGAUCAAGAUGAAUAAACUUCUAGUCCUUGAAACAAACACUUGCCUUUUGCCAAACUAGUCCUCGGGACAAUUGCAGCAAUGGCCUGAUUACAACACAAACUCUUGAGAAGGUUUCUUUUGUCCGAAAAAUGGCCAUGAAAAAUCCAUCUCUUUCUCCAAUUAUUUUUUUUUUGUGUGAAGCUGAAAAAAGGGAAGAGGUUGUGUUUUUGUGAAAACUGAACAAUAUAUCCUUGACUCCUUUUAUGGAAAAGUGAACUAUGAUAUGAUGAUAAGCUAUAUAUUUAGUGUUCUGCUGUAUGAAACUAGCUUGUCAGUGUUUCCUAUGGAUUUCCUAACAAACACAACCUGUGCAUUUAUCUUGCUCCGAGUUCUUGAACACAAGCAUCUCCGUCACCUCUAAACCACGUUCACUUCCGAAGUCAACCAUUUUAGAAUAGACUAUGAGCUAUAUAUUUGUAUUUCUGUAUGUAUACACACACACACACACACACACACACACACACAUACAUAGGACCUCAUUCAUGAAGUCAUGGCUGUAUAAAUUGUUUGUAAAAUCAAUGGUUUUUUGAACAAUUUACACCUGUAAAUAGUUCUUAAAUAGUUGCAUUCAAUGCCAUUUAGUGUUUGUGUGCAUUUACUGUACAUUGACAUGCAUGCAACCAUUUACCUAAAAAUGGGUUUACAAAUUUCUCUUUAAAUCAUGCAUUUCUUUUGUGCUUGUAUUUCAUGAAUGAGGCCCGUACUGCUUGUGUAUAUGUGCUGUACACUGAAAAUAUGUGCGUGUGUCUAUACACAUAAAUAUUGGAUUCAUUCUAGAGAUAAGGUAUAUUAACAGUUAUAAAUUUUGGAACGCUGAUUAAGGACCACUAGAUGUUUGUGUAUUUGUAGCAGGAAAAAAUGAAGCUAAGAGCAUUUGGUGCUAAGUGAUAUUGUUUUGGGUCAGUUCAUACGGCUGGCAUGUCACAUUCUUAGCAUUUAUGUAUAUAUAUCUACACAAUGGCUGGUGCUAGUAGAAAGCGUGUAUCAGUUGUGAUGGCAGUGUGUUUUAAGCAUCCUAAUAGUUUUUCAAAUGAAAGGCAGCCGCAUUGUAGUAUUACAGCCUGUAUGGUUGUAAGCUAUGUAAGAAAGCACCUAUCUUGUACUGUAUUUCACUGUUGAUCUUGAACAUGCCAGACAACCAAAUUCAAGGCUGAUCAGAAAUAAUGCAACUAUUCCGUUUGAUGAAAUAGUAGUGCCAUUCAGGGACAACUUGCAGAUGUUUCAGUAGUUACAUCUAAUGUUGUUUUAACAUCACAGUGGAAUGUACCUUUUGUUAAGGUUAGCUUCACGCCCAGAAUUUUCAUAAGCUUCUUAAGCACUGAUUUUUAUAAUCUGCUUUUUAUAAUAAGCCGGAGUCACAGAAUUUAAGAUGACUAUAAAAAGUUGAUUGUGCUUGGUUUACCUUUGUUUACUUAGAUUCAUAUUGUGUAAUCCGUUUUCAGCAUUAUAAUUUGCUACCUUUAAAUGAUUUUAAUUCAGAUAUUUUAAUUUUGCUAAGAUUUUCAUUCAUUUUGAAGUUUAAUCUUAAAGAGGGAAUUAACACGAAUUGUGAGAACGUAAUCUGCGUGUGUACCACCUAAACACAAUUGGCCGUUUGUUACCAUCCACUCAAUGUUUGCUUGACUUUACCUGUGUAUUUCAAUUUUGGAUAAUGUAAACAAGGUAGUGCAAGGCAAGGUGCAUGUAAAUAAAGCUUGUACAACACAAUGC
Molecule: messenger RNA, 5736 nt
Organism: Sinocyclocheilus rhinocerous
Lineage: Eukaryota; Metazoa; Chordata; Actinopteri; Cypriniformes; Cyprinidae
Product: forkhead box protein O3-like
Exons: 2
Coding region: 764-2701 (645 amino acids)
Biological process (GO): regulation of transcription by RNA polymerase II
Cellular component (GO): mitochondrial matrix; nucleus
Molecular function (GO): DNA-binding transcription factor activity, RNA polymerase II-specific; RNA polymerase II cis-regulatory region sequence-specific DNA binding
Source: RefSeq, a predicted model, not a curated record